AUGAAUCCUGUAAAUAAUAUAAGUGAAAGUCAAAGACGAUUAGGGACUGAUGAUGAUGAUGAUGAUGAUGAUGAUGAUGAUGAUGAUGAUGAUGAUGAUGAUGAUGAUGAUGAUGAUGAUGAUGAUGAUGAUGAUGAUGAUGAUGAUGAUGAUGAUGAUGAUGAUGAUGAUGAUGAUGAUGAUGAUGAUGAUGAUGAUGAUGAUGAUGAUGAUGAUGAUGAUGAUGAUGAUGAUGAUGAUGAUGAUGAUGAUGAUGAUGAUGAUGAUGAUGAUGAUGAUGAUGAUGAUGAUGAUGAUGAUGAUGAUGAUGAUGAUGAUGAUGAUGAUGAUGAUGAUGAUGAUGAUGAUGAUGAUGAUGAUGAUGAUGAUGAUGAUGAUGAUGAUGAUGAUGAUGAUGAUGAUGAUGAUGAUGAUGAUGAUGAUGAUGAUGAUGAUGAUGAUGAUGAUGAUCAAUAUAUAUAG
Molecule: messenger RNA, 462 nt
Organism: Trichobilharzia szidati
Lineage: Eukaryota; Metazoa; Platyhelminthes; Trematoda; Strigeidida; Schistosomatidae
Source: the annotation of a GenBank genome assembly